AUGACGCCCCAACACCAAGAUUAUGUUACCCAGAUAGAAGAACAAUUGCGACAUAGCGGGUUUUUGCAAGCGGUUGUCGACAGACCUCCCCCGCAACCAGCAAUUCCUCAGAAAGCUCCUUGGAGCCCAACAAGUGAAACCUUUCCUGACCAAGUGGCAGAUUAUGAAUCGGACACUUACAGCAGCCCAGAAGCUCUAAGUAUGCAGGCCGUCACUUCAGAGCUGAAGAAAAAGCUACAGACGCGCGAAGCGCCCCUUUUACUCCCGCCAAAGGAUUACGACACAGUACAUAGAAAACAGGGAAGACUAGACGAUAUUUCGUCGCGAAAAAGUCUCAAUGAAAUAUUAGUUGGUCGUACUGCCGUAGAAGCAGCAGCCACUAUUUCAGGGAAUACAUCCCUCUUAAAUGACGAAGAGAAAGAACAAGAUGAAAACCCGAACGAUAAACCUAUAUAUUACCCUGCUAAGCAACCAUCCGACCACGACAUGAUGUACCCAAUGACGUCCGUUGGAAGCCCACCAGUAAUGCGAAGAGAAAACCUAUACAAAAGAAACAGGGAAAGCAUCGAUUCUUUCUUAAGUAAUUCCUCAGGAGGUAGUCGGGCAAGCUACACCUCACCAGAGAAAAGCAGUCCUACACUUGCAACGAAGCGUGGUCAUAUGUCUGCUUAUGAAAACUUCCCAACGUUAAAAGGUCCAGAAAGAAGCCCUGUUGCCACCAGCAGCCCGGAUAUGUUUAAGAGGAAUAGUUUGCAUCACAUGCGAGAAAGUUCCAUGUCUUCCAGUCACAGUGGCAUAUCAUCUCACUCGGACCAUUCUCAAUAUUUAUCACAAAUAAUGAACGAAGAAAACCUGGAAAUUCCUCCAGAUUACGAUCAAGACACUCGAUUCAUAUCUAUCUAUCUAUCUAUCUAUCUAUCUAUCUAUCUAUCUAUCUCAGUAAUCAUAUCUACCUAUUUCAGUCGAUUCAUAUCUAUCUAUCUAUCUAUCUAUCUAUCUAUCUAUCUAUCUAUCUCAGUAAUCAUAUCUACCUAUUUCAGUCGAUUCAUAUCUAUCUAUCUAUCUAUCUAUCUCAGUAAUCAUAUCUACCUAUUUCAGUCGAUUCAUAUCUAUCUAUCUAUCUAUCUAUCUAUCUAUCUAUCUAUCUAUCUAUCUAUCUCAGUAAUCAUAUCUACCUAUUUCAGUCGAUUCAUAUCUAUCUAUCUAUCUAUCUAUCUAUCUAUCUAUCUAUCUAUCUAUCUAUCUAUCUAUCUAUCUAUCUCAGUAAUCAUAUCUACCUAUUUCAUAAUCAUAUCUACCUAUUUCAGUCGAUUCAUAUCUAUCUAUCUAUCUAUCUAUCUAUCUAUCUAUCUAUCUAUCUAUCUCAGUAAUCAUAUCUACCUAUUUCAGUUGAUUCAUAUCUAUCUAUCUAUCUAUCUAUCUAUCUAUCUAUCUAUCUCAGUAAUCAUAUCUACCUAUUUCAGUCGAUUCAUAUCUAUCUAUCUAUCUAUCUAUCUAUCUAUCUAUCUAUCUAUCUCAGUAAUCAUAUCUUUCAUCGAUUCAUAUCUAUCUAUCUAUCUAUCUAUCUAUCUCAGUAAUCAUAUCUACCUAUUUCAGUCGAUUCAUAUCUAUCUAUCUAUCUAUCUAUCUAUCUAUCUAUCUAUCUCAGUAAUCAUAUCUACCUAUUUCAGUCGAUUCAUAUCUAUCUAUCUAUCUAUCUAUCUAUCUAUCUAUCUAUCUAUCUCAGUAAUCAUAUCUACCUAUUUCAGUCGAUUCAUAUCUAUCUAUCUAUCUAUCUAUCUAUCUAUCUAUCUAUCUAUUCAUAUUUAUCUAUCUCAGCCUAUUCAUAUCUAUCUAUCUAUCUAUCUAUCUAUCUAUCUAUCGUUAGAACAAGAAUUAAAAGAAUUCUCUACCUAUCUAUCUCAUUCUGUUCAUAUCUAUCUAUCUAUCUAUCUAUCUAUCUAUCUAUCUAUCUAUCUAUCUAUCUCAUUCUCCUUUCUCUUUAUCUCUCUCUUUCCCACUUUCACAAUUCCCAUCUCUCAAAACUGA
This is a messenger RNA of Acanthosepion pharaonis, 2028 nucleotides long. The record is from the annotation of a GenBank genome assembly. Lineage: Eukaryota; Metazoa; Mollusca; Cephalopoda; Sepiida; Sepiidae.